Coregonus sp. 'balchen' is the source of this 17198-nucleotide messenger RNA. NCBI's taxonomy places the organism in Eukaryota, Metazoa, Chordata, Actinopteri, Salmoniformes, Salmonidae. The record is from the annotation of a GenBank genome assembly.
GGUUCUACACACCUUCCUCAUGUCUUCAUCAAUUUCACCUCAUGACCAACUCUAUGACCCGGACUGACGCCCAGAGUUACUGCAGAGCACAGUACACUGACCUGGCCACAGUAGAUGACAUGGAGGACCUGAACAGGCUGUUUACUACUCUCAGUUAUUUGAAUUCCUGGCAUUGGAUUGGACUGAAGAAAGGAGACUCCAUGAAGUGGCAGUGGUCUCUGGCAGACAGACGUUUCUACAGAGAGGGGGAGACUGAGUUUAGAAACUGGGACACUGGGACGCCCACAAAUGGCAACUGUGCUUUUAUGAGUACAGCUGGGAUGUGGAACAACGCCUCCUGUGAUUACCAGCAUCACUUCAUCUGUUAUGAUGGUGAAUGUUUAAUUUGACUAAUGAUGUAGCCUGUUCUAAGUGCCAGGGCUGUCAUUGAGUUGAAACAUAGACUCAUGAUGGCUUUAAGUUGUUAAUCAGUUAUCAAAUCAAUGAGAACAUGUACAAUAGAUGAUCAGUAGAUUAUAUUCUAUUGGAUUUUUGUAUUGAUUAUUACAUUUGACUUUUACAGGAAAACAAGACACCAAACUAACAUACGUCUUAAUUAAGGAGUACAAGACCUGGAUAGAUGCUCAGAGUUACUGCAGACAGUAUCACACAGACCUGGUCAGUGUGAGGAACCAGACUGAGAACAAAGAGAUAGUUCAGAAGAUAUCACUGUGGGGACUGCCUGUGUGGAUCGGUCUGUUUCAAGACUACUGGAGAUGGUCUGACCAGAGUGACUCCUCAUUCAGGAACUGGCUAACAGGAUGGCCUUCAACAGAUCAGAGUUACAACUGCACUCUGAUGAAUUUAUAUACUUAUUAUGAUGAUUAUUAUUAUUAUAAUACUAAAUGGAUAAAUCAUCCCUGUGUCCUCUCCUAUCCUUUCAUCUGCUAUGGUAAGUUACCAUAUUCUCCACCUGAUCUACCUGAUAUUAUGAUGACAGGAGAACUCUAAUGUUGCCCCCAUUAUUCACUACUGUCACUGUGGGAAUUUAUUAUGUUGUAGGCCCAGCUGUGGAGACCCCUGAGAAACCUCAACUGAAUAGACAGGUGGUGAGAGUGAAGAUGACUCCAAAGGAUCCAAAUCUGAACCUCAGCGAUCCUGCAGUUCAGGACGACAUCUUACAAGAGGUGGGUUUCACCCUGUUCAUGAAGAACAAACUCAGUAAUGAUACAAACUGUACAGACCUCCUCUCCUGGUCUGGGUCCUAGUCUGUUGUGGAUGACCUCCUCUCUGGUCUGGGUCCUAGUCUGUUGUGGAUGACCUCCUCUCUGGUCUCAUACUUGUCUGUUGUGGAUGACCUCCUCUCUGGUCUGGGUCCUAGUCUGUUGUGGAUGACCUCCUCUCUGGUCUGGCUCCUAGUCUGUUGUGGAUGACCUCCUCUCUAGUCUGGGUCCUGGUCUGUUGUGGAUGACCUCCUCUCUGGUCUGGGUCCUAGUCUGUUGUGGAUGACCUCCUCUCUGGUCUGGGUCCUAGUCCAUUGUGGAUGACCUCCUCUCUGGCCGUGACCCCACUCUCUGUGGGUGUUUCAGGGAGAAUGGAUUGCGCAAAAAACACAUUUCCAAUUCACACAUGCAUAUUAAAAGACAAGUGUACAUGUGUUAAAUAGGACAAAUAUAAGCAUCAUCUCCCCAUAGAGUCAAAGGGUUGAAGUAUAGAACGUGUCAGUAUAGCAGGAAGGAAUGGUAGUUGGAGAUCUUCAGAAAGACUAUUACAGAAUAAUAUAGUCUCUUUCUGUCUGUGUGUGUGUGUGUGUGUGUGUGUGUGUGUGUGUGUGUGUGUGUAUGUGUGUGUGUGUGUCUGUGUGUGUGUGUGUGUGUGUGUGUGUGUGUGUGUGUGUGUGUGUGUGUGUGUGUGUGUGUGUGUUUCUCCAGAUAAGGAACAAGCUGAAGGAGCAGGGGUUACCUGCAGACACCAAACUGACAUGGAAAAAGCAGCCCGAUGGGAAGGUCUUCAACAAGGAGAAAGAGGGGUCUCCCAAGAAAGAAGAGGAGGAGGAGAAGAAGAGGAAGAAGAGGAAGAAGAGGAUGAUGACAAAGAGAGAACUCUAAUUAUAUCAAAUGUUCUCCUGACAUUUCUCUUUUUAUUUACAUUCAUUAUUUGUGCUCUACUCAGCCUAACUAAAUGUUUUUCAUUAAGUAAAUGUUUUAAUUAUAAACAUGAAUAGUGUUUUAUCAUUAGAUUUUUUUCUUGAGAGUUUUAUUACAGGGGUGUGUUCUCAAGAUAGACAUUGAAUACAUCAUGUCUGUAAAUUAGUUAUCUGUAGUUAUGUUAAUAUACAGUGCUGUAAAAAAAAUAUUUGCCCCCUUUCAAAUUUUCGCAACUUUUGCAUAUUUUCUUAUUGAAUGUUAUCAGAUCUUCAAAGAAAACUGAAUAUUAGAUAAAGGGAACCUGAGUGAACAAAUAACACAACAUUUACAUACUUAUUUCAUAAACAAAGUUAUGUAAGACCCAGUGUCCAUGUUUGAAAAAGUAAUUAACCCCUUACACUCAAUAACUGGUUGUGCCACCUUUAGCUGCAAUGACUCCAACCAAACGCUUCAUGUAGUUGAUCAGUCUCUCAUGUCACUGUGGAGGAAUUCUGGGCCACUCUUCCACUCAGAACUGCUUUAACCUCUUAAGGCCCAAGCUGUUUUUUUACAUGCAUUUUUUAAUUCUCUUUGCUAUUUGGGCUUAUUGGAACCUAAUUAGAAUAAAAACUAAGUAUCAUCUUUUGAUAUGAUGCACUUUUAGAGAAAAAUGAUGUCCACAUAUGUGGAUUCAUGGUCCGAAUUGCAUUAGGCUAACAUUUUCAACACAACUAAUUUAAGUAUGUAUGUAUGUAUUUAGUGAUUUAAUUGUUAUUUAUUUCAUUGGGACCAUGUACAGCUUUUUAGCUGCAUCAGAGCUAGCUUUUUUCCCAUUUUACGUGUGUGCAUGUUUACAAGCAUAUUAGCUGUUUCGAGGAGCCUCAGUCCAUAAGUACACUUACGUGUACUUCAUGUUUAGCGACCUACAAAGUUGCUAGUUUUACACUUUUUUUUCUUCAAAUUUGCAUGUCAUGACAAAUAUACAAGGCUUUUAUAAAUAUCUAAAUCAGAAUAAGCCAUGAAAUAUGACAGAACUUCUACACAAUUGUGGACAUAAGAGCUAAAAAGUGCUGUCCACGUAUGUGACCACUAAGCCCUAGGAGGUUAAUUUAACGAUAUUUGUGGGUUUUCAAGUAUGAACUGCUCGUUUCAAGUCCUGCCACAACAUCUCAAUUGGGAUUAGGUCUGGACUUUGACUAGGCCAUUCCAAAACUUCAAAUGUGUUGCUUUUCAACCAUCUUCAUUUAGACUUGUGUGUUUUGGAUCAUUGCCUUGCUGCAUGACCCAGCUGCGCUUCAGCUUCAGCUCACAGACUGAUGGCCUGACAUUCUCCUAUAGAAAUAACACAUAUGGAAUCAUGUAGUGACCAAAAAAGUGUUAAACAAAUCAAAAUAUAUUUUAUAUUUGAGGUUCUUCAAAUAGCAACCCUUUACCUUGAUGACAGCUUUGCACACUCCUUUGACCUGUAGUGUAGCUCUGAAUGGAGUGACAGAUAGUGGGAUCCACUCUAGCUGCUACGUGUACACAUACACUGUUGAUCCAAACUUUUAUUCUCAACUUCUAUGACCAGCUUGCUAGCUAGCUAACUAUUGAGUCAAGUUGAGAAGAACGGUUUUGAUGAAUAUCGUAUGUACAUAUAGCCAACUCACCAUCACAGAAGAAUCACAUGGUAUUUUGAAAUGUGUAACGCUGUGCGAUCCCUGAGGAAAAAGUGAACAGUAAUUAUGAAGCACUAUGUUGCUGUACAUUGUAAGAGAUCUGCUGAAUGGCAUAUUAUUAUUAUAUUAUUAUUAUGAUUAUACUUAUAAUGCAUUAGGAGUUUUGGUAUAUGGGAUUAUGAGUCUAUAACAUUAUUAAUCUAUGAGUGUGCAGCGGUCUAAGGCACUGCAUCUCAGUGCUAGAGGCGUCACUACAGACCCUGGUUCGAUUCCAGGCUGUAUCACAAUCCGGCCAUGAUUGGGAGUCCCUUAGGGCGGCGCACAAUUGGCCAGCAUCGUCCGGGUUUGGCCGGGGUAGGCCGUCAUUGUAAAUAAGAAAGUGUUCUUAACUGACUUGCCUAGUUAAAUAAAGGUUAAAUAAAUAAAUCAAUGUAUAAAUGUAUUAUCAAUAUGGGUUUCAUAGUAAGUGUUACCGAGUAUCUCUGUGCUGUCACCCAUAUGCUCACUGUCUCAUUACAGUACACUGAUCACAGCAAAUCACAGCGUUAAAACAGUUCACAUCCAGGUAUCCCAUUUUGCAUCCAAUACAUUUUCUCUCCAGUAUUUUGUCUUCACAUACAUUAGCCUGUGUCUGUUUUACCUGUCUCUCUGAUCCUGAGUGUUCAAAUAAAUAGAGAGAGAGGGAGAGAGAGAGAGGGAGAGGAUGAGGAUGAGAGCGAGAGGGAGAGGAUGAGAAACAGAGUGAGAGAAAGAAAGGGGAAGAGAGAGAAAUAGACAGAAACAGAGAGAGAGAGAGAGAGAGAGAGAGAGAGAGAGAGAGAGAGACUGAGAUACAGGAUGAGAGACAGAGAAUGGAAAGAGAGGGGAAGAGAGAAAAUAGACAGAGAGAAACAGAGAGAGAGGAAGAACACCCAAUGACAGAGGAGAGGGAGAGCAUAGCACCCAAUCACAGAGGAGAGGGAGGACCGAACACCCAAUGACAGAGGAGAGAGAGUGCAGAACACCCAAUGACAGAGGAGAGGGAGAGAAUAGCACCCAAUGACAGAGGAGAAGGAGGGCCGAACACCCAAUGACAGAGGAGAGAGAGGGGAGAGUACCCAAUUACAUAGGAGAGGGAGGGAUGAGCACCCAAUGAAAUAGGAGAGGGAGGGCUGAGCACCCAAUGACAGAGGAGAGGGAGGGCUGAGGACCCAAUGCUAGAGUAGUUCAUGUUGAUCUAUACACUGAGUGUUCAAAACAUUUGGACCACCUGCUCUUUCCAUGACAGUUAAUUCACCAGUCAUCAGAUAUCAAUCCAAUUGAUCAUCUGUGGGAUAAAAUGGGACGAGCUAGUUGGAGUAGAGAUCCACUACCAGCCAACUUGACACAACUGUGGGAAUCAUUGGUGUCGACUUGGGCCAGCAUCCCUGUGGAACAAUUUAGACACCUUGUAGAUUUAAUGCACUGACGAAUUGAGGCUGUUCUGAGGGCAACUGAAUAUUAGGAAGGUGUUCCUAAUGUUUUGUACACUCAGUGUAUAUAUUUUUACCAUGGCAGCCCAAUAAUUACCUGAAUAACAUUCAAAUUUAGUCAACUAAAAACAUUCUAGGAACCCCCAAUGUAAAACCUGAGGAAUUUGUCUUAAAAAACAAAUUUUCAGAGAGUGAGAGCUGAGACCAGGGCCUCUGGGUUCCUGCCUGUCUCUGUGGUUUACCUCUAGUCCUGUUCCAGUCAAGUGGCUUUACCUGGGAGUGUCACUCUCAAUUCAGGCCUCACUCACCUGAACAAUACUUAACACCACACAACCCUUAGUUUUUAGACGUGAGGAGGUGGGUCCUUUUCUGUACAGUGAGGCCAAUUCUGGGCAAUAUGUCUGUCUAGAUGACUGGGUUAUCUCCUAUGGAUCAAGAGUACCAUCACAUGCAAAUGUUCUGUAUAGCCUAUCUAACUGUUUCCUUAUCUUGCUCUGUCCAACCCCUUUUCCAGUGGGAUGAAUGUCAAGUGCACAGAUGUAUUUGUUGAUAAAUAACACAUUCAAGGAAAUUAGGAACAGUGUAUGGUUUAUAGGUUAAAACUGGAGAGACGGAGCGAGAGAGAACGAAAGACAGAGUUACCUUCAAGUAACAGGUGAGGCAAUUUUGGAUUGUAUAAUCAUGUUGAAAAUCUAGAAAUGUUAUUGUAGAGAAGUGUAUUUAUAGUUUUUUCCCCAAUAUUUUUUCAGAUAUAAGUGGUACAUUUCCAAAACUCUUGGAACACAAACUCUAAUUGUGUAAUAUCCUCUAUCUUAUGUUCAAAACCUUUCAUUGUGUUUUCAUUGUGUUUAAAGUCAGGCAGUGUGUAAAUAGGAAUCAUGUUGCAGGUUGGAAGGUUCCAGUGUAGAAUAAUGAACCAUGUGUUCUUACCCUUGUUGGCCCUCUGAAAAUGUUAUGUUGAGGUUUUUCACCCCUACCCUCUUCCAAUACGUUAAAAACCUGACCUAACAAUCAGUGAUUGUUCAUGUCUCUGAACAGGUGAUAAUCCUCUUUGUGGGGUGCACUAUCUUCACCUGUCCUAUCACGAACAUAUCAGUAAAGAAGGAGAAAGACAGUUUGCAUUUAUAAAGUUUUGUAAAAGUCUGUGUACAGUAUACAUUUUAAUCAUAUAACUUUUGAAUUUCACAGUGAUGGAACCAUUUUUGUAUCUCACCCUGCUAAUCUCAGGUCAGUUUAGUAUGUGUGUGUGUGUGUGUGUGUGUGUGUGUGUGUGUGUGUGUGUGUGUGUGUGUGUGUGUGUGUGUGUGUGUGUGUGUGUGUGUGUGUGUGUGUGUGUGUGUGUUUGUGUCAGCAAACAUGUCCACUUUGGGCUGAAGAGUCCUUGUUAAUCGGCUCCCUACUGGCCCCCAAGACAUUGGCCCAGAGUGGCCCAGCGUGAAUCAAUUGUAACAUUUACGAGCCCUAAAUUCUGUUAGGUGUUUUCACAUAUGGUCCUCUUUUAAAUAACUGAUCUCAGCCCUCUUUAAAGUGAACUAGGUAAAAAAAAAAGAGCUAAAUAACUCAGUUCUCUUUGUAUUCACACUGCCCUUGCCUUUGAAUGAGGACUCAACUCUUUUGCUAGUUCACUUCAGCUAUUUUGUGGAGUGAGUGCUCUUUGCAUUCUCACUUCUAUGUUUAGAAAGAAACCAAGAUCUUUUUCCAACAUUCACUCAGUGCGCUCUGGGUUUUUACAAAGUGCAGGACAAGCCAUUCAAUCAGAAUGUGUUAUCGGACAGCUAGAUAUACCUACUUACAUUUUGGAAGCUACUAUAUAUAAAGACAUAAUAAUUGUAAUCAGAAUAUAGCAAUAAAAUGUACAGUACAUGUUAAUAGUAACAGAAUGAAUAGCAUUAGAAUAACUGCAGAAUAACUGCAGAAUAAAUCAUGCUUUAAUUCAAAGGGUUUCAAAGGGUUUAUGGCAGGGGAAACGGUGUUGCAGUAGUCUAGUGUGUGGUGCGGGAAACGGUGUUGCAGUAGUCUAGUGUGUGGUGCGGGAAACGGUGUUGCAGUAGUCUAGUGUGUGGUGCGGGAAACGGUGUUGUAGUAGUAUAGUGUGUGGUGCGGGAAACGGUGUUGUAGUAGUCUAGUGUGUGGUGCGGGAAUAAUGACAAGCGAACCUGGGGAGUUUUGUGUUCACAUUGGCCUAAAAAAAGUGACUUUACCAGCGGAAUUCAAGCGAAACGAACUCAGACCAUCUCAGUUCGAUUCGCUUCUGGGGCUCUUUUGAGGGGUCUGAGUUCCUUUGAAGUCCUCACACUGCACAAAAAAAUUAAGCAAACCUCACUGAGUUAACAGAAAUUGGCUGAAAGGGCCCAAGUGUGAAAACUACCUUAUUUACAGUGAGGGAAAAAAGUAUUUGAUCCCCUGCUGAUUUUGUACAUUUUCCUACUGACAAAGACAUGAUCAGUCUAUCAGUUUAAUGGUAGGUUUAUUUGAACAGUGAGAGACAGAAUAACAACGAAAAAAUCCAGAAAAACGCAUGUCAGAAAUUUUAUAAAUUGAUUUGCAUUUUAAUGAGGGAAAUAAGUAUUUGACCGCUCUGCAAAACAUGACUUAGUACUUGGUGGCAAAACCCUUGUUGGCAAUCACAGAGGUCAGAUGUUUAUUGUAGUUGGCCACCAGGUUUGCACACAUUUCAGGAGGGAUUUUGUCCCACUCCUCUUUGCAGAUCUUCUCCAAGUCAUUAAGGUUUCGAGCCUGACGUUUGGCAACUCAAACCUUCAGCUCCCUCCACAGAUUUUCUAUGGGAUUAAGGUCUGAUUAAGACUGGCUAGGCCACUCCAGGACCUUAAUGUGCUUCUUCUUGAGCCACUCCUUUGUCGCCUUGGCUGUGUGUUUUGGGUCAUUGUCAUGAUGGAAUACCCAUCCACGACCCAUUUUCAAUGCCCUGGGUGAGGGAAGGAGGUUCUCACCCAAGAUUUGACGGUACAUGGCCCCGUCCAUCGUCCCUUUGAUGCGGUGAAGUUGUCCUGUCCUCUUAGCAGAAAAACACACCCAAAGCAUAAUGUUUCCACCUCCAUGUUUGACGGUGGGGAUGGUGUUCUUGGGGUCAUAGGCAGCAUUCCUCCUCCUCCAAACACGGCGAGUUGAGUUGAUGCCAAAGACCUCGAUUUUGGUGUCAUAUGACCACAACACUUUCACCCAGUUCUCCCCUGAAUCAUUCAGAUGAUCAUUGGCAAACUUCAGAUGGGCCUGUAUAUGUGCUUUCUUGAUCAGGGGGACCUUGCGGGCGCUGCAGGAUUUCAGUACUUCACGGCGUAGUGUGUUACCAAUUGUUUUCUUGGUGACUAUGGUCCCAGCUGCCUUGAGAUCAUUGACAAGAUCAUCAUGUGUAGUUCUGGGCUGAUUCCUCACCUCUCUCAUGAUCAUUGCAACUCCACGAGGUGAGAUCUUGCAUGGAGCCCCAGGCCGAGGGAGAUUGACAGUUCUUUUGUGUUUCUUUCAUUUGCGAAUAAUCGCACCAACUGUUGUCACCUUCUCACCAAGCUGCUUGGCGAUGGUCUUGUAGCCCAUUCCUGCCUUGUGUAGGUCUACAAUCUUGUCCCUGACAUCCUUGGAGAGCUCUUUGGUCUUGGCCAUGGUGGAGAGUUUGGAAUCUGAUUGAUUGAUUGCUUCUGGGGACAGGUGUCUUUUUUGCAGGUAACAAGCUGAGAUUAGGAGCAUUCCCUUUAAGAGUGUGCUCCUAAUCUCAGCUCGUUACCUGUAUAAAAGACACCUGGGAUCCAGAAAUCUUUCUGAUUGAGAGGGGGUCAAAUACUUAUUUACCUCAUUAAAAUGCUAAUAAAUUUAUAACAUUUUUGACAUGCGUUUUUUCUGGAUUUUUUUGAUGUUAUUCUGUCUCUCACUGUUCAAAUAAACAUACCAUUAAAAUUAUAGACAGAUCAUUUCUUUUUCAGUGUGCAAACGUACAAAAUCAGCAGGGGAUCAAAUACUUUUUUCCCUCACUGUAUCUAAUGUGUUACAUUACACCAGAAAGACAACAGAGCUGCUGCUGUCAUUCACUAACAUGUUGCUGCUGGGCUUUAUGUUGGCUAGCAUGUGUUGGAUUGGUGUGGGCUAGCCUGUGUUGGGUUGUUGUGGGCUAGCCUGUGUUGGGUUGGUGUGGGCUAGCCUGUGUUGGGUUGGUGUGGGCUAGCCUGUGUUGGGUUGGUGUGGGCUAGCCUGUGUUGGGUUGGUGUGGGCUAGCCUGUGUUGGGUUGUUGUGGGCAAGCCUGUGUUGGGCUGGUGAGGGCUAGCCUGUGUUGGGUUGGUGUGGGCUAGCCUGUGUCGGGUUGGUGUGGGCUAGCCUGUGUUGGGUUGGUGUGGGCUAGCCUGUGUUGGGCUUGCUGUGUGCCCACCUUGCCCACUGAAUACCCACGCAGGGCAAAUGUGUUCAUGUAUGCUGGGUGUGUGUUUGUUUAUGGAUGUAGGUAUGUGUGUGUUUAUGGAUGUAGUUGGUGUGUGUGUGUUUGCACACCAGGGUGUACUGUAUGUUCACAGAUCCAUAGAAAGUGUGGUUGGGGUUGAGAAGUUGCCGGAGAAUAUGUCCCUCAUGAAUCAUUAUUCUGUUCACAGGGUUCUACACACCUUCCUCAUGUCUUCAUCAAUUUCACCUCAUUAACAACUCUAUGAACUGGACUGACGCCCAGAGUUACUGCAGAGCACAGUACACUGACCUGGCCACAGUAGAUGACAUGGAGGACCUGAACAGGCUGAUUACUACUCUCAAUUAUUACAAAAACUGGUUUUGGAUCGGACUGAAGAAAGGAGACUCCAUGAAGUGGCAGUGGUCUCUGGCAGACAGACGUUUCUACAGAGAGGGAGAGACUGAGUUCAGAAACUGGGACAUUGGGACGCCCCAAAAUGGCAACUGUGCUUUUAUGAGUACAGCUGGGCUGUGGAACAACACCUCCUGUGAUGACCAGCAUCACUUCAUCUGUUAUGAUGGUGAGUGUUUAAUUUGACUAACGAUGAAGCCUGUUCUAAGUGUCAGGGCUGUCAUUGAGCUGAAACAUAGACUCAUGAUGGCUUUAAGUUGUUAAUCAGUUAUCAAAUCAAUGAGAACAUGUACAAUAGAUGAUCAGUAGAUUAUUUUCAUUGGAUUUUCGCAUUGAUUAUUAAAUUUGACUUUUGCAGGAAAACAAAGCACCAACCUAACAUACAUCUUAAUUCAGGAGAAAAAGACCUGGAGAGAUGCUCAGAGUUACUGUAGACAGAAUCACACAGACCUGGUCAGUGUGAGGAACCAGACUGAGAACACAGAGAUAGAUCAGAAGAUAUCCCUGAGGGGACUGCCUGUGUGGAUCGGCCUGUUUCAAGACUACUGGAGAUGGUCUGACCAGAGUAACUCCUCAUUCAGGAACUGGCUGCCAGGAUGGCCUUCAGUAAAUCAGAGAUUAAACUGCAUUCUGAUGUCUUUAUAUCCUUAUUCUGAUCAAACUAAAUUAAUAAAUAAGCCCUGUGCCUACUCCUUUCCUUUCAUAUGCUAUAGUAAGUUACCAUAUUCUCCACCUGAUCUACCUGAUAUUAUGAUGACAGGAGAACUCUAAUGUUGCCCCCAUGAUUCACUACUGUCACUGUGAGAUUUUAUUCUCUUCUAGGCCCAGCUGUGGAGACCACAACUGCCCCCCUGCCCACAUCCACAACCACGACUCCCCCACCGACCACAACCCACAACCACAACUUCCCCACCGACCACACCCACAACCACGACUUCCCCACCGACCACACCCACAACAACGACUUCCCCACCGACCACACCCACAACCACGACUACCCCACCGACCACACCCACAACCACGACUUCCCCACCGACCACACCCACAACCACGACUUCCUCACCGACCACACCCACAACCACGACUUCCCCACCGACCCACACCACAACCACGACUUCCCCCACCGACCACACCCGCCAACCACGACUUCCCCCACCGACCACACCCACAACCACGACUUCCCCACCGACCACACCCACAACCACGACUUCCCCACCGACCACACCCACAACCACGACUUCCCCACCGACCACACCCACAACCACAACUUCCCCACCGACCACACCCACAACCACAACUUCCCCACAGACCACACCCACAAAAAAGACUGCCAUCGAGACCAAUCGCAAGAAAGCCUCUCCUACCCCUGAGAAAUCUCAACUGAAGAGACAGGUGGUGAGAGUGAAGAUGAUCUUCAGAAAGACUAUUACAGAAUAAUAUAGUCUCUAUCUGUUUGUGUGUGUGUGUGUGUGUGUGUGUGUGCGUGUGUGUGUGUGCGUGUGUGUGUGUGUGUCUGUGUGUGUGUGUGUGUGUGUGUGUGUGUGUGUGGUGUGUGUGUGUGUGUGUGUGUGUGUGUGUGUGUGUGUGGGUGGGUGUGUGUGUGUGUGUGUGUGUGUGGUGUGUGUGUGUGUGUGUGUGUGUUUCUCCAGAUAAGGAACAAGCUGAAGGAGCAGGGGUUACCUGCAGACACCAAACUGACAUGGAAAAAGCAGCCCGAUGGGAAGGUCUUCAACAAGGAGAAAGAGGGGUCUCCCAAGAAAGAAGAGGAGGAGGAGAAGAAGAUGAAGAAGAGGAAGAAGAGGAUGAUGACAAAGAGAGAACUCUAAUUAUAUCACAUGUUCUCCUGACAUUUCUCUUUCAUUUACAUUCAUUAUCUGUACUGGUCUAGAUUUUCUCAGAUAAACUAAAACAGGUCUUUAUCUGAGAUACACACAUUUUUUAAAAUCAUAUAUUACUAUUGUUUUAAGAUAGGGUGUGAUCUGUAGUCACGAAAUAGUCAAUCUUCAGAAUGCUGGGUCUGGAGAAAUGUAAUCACUCUCAAAUGUAUACAGAGCUAUGGAUGCAAGGACUGACAUGACAGUUUUAACCAUGUGUUGAGGGUAUAUUGUUUAUUUACAAUUGCAUUGUUUACAAACAAUGGAGCAAAACUAGCUUAUAUAUGGAGUUCUGAUGGAGUACGACAGUUGAACUGAGCUCCCGAGGCAUUUAUAAGUUACAUCCUUCAAGAAUCAAUGGAACAUUCAUUUAAAAGUGAACAAAAUGUAUUUAGCAAUUGCAGAUUGCCCCUUUAACAUUAUACAUUUUUUGUAUGUCUUUCUUAGAUAUAUUCCACAUAGUAUGUUUAUGUUCAUAUAUUUUCUCAACUUUAUUGAAACAGCUCUUUAUCUGAGAUACAGUAAAUUGUUUUAUCAUAUAAUAAUAUUGUUUUAUCAUAUAUUAAUAUUGUUUUAUCAAAUACUAAUAUUGUUUUAUCAUAUAUUAAUAUUGUUUUAUCAUAUAUUAAUAUUGUUUUAUCAAAUACUAAUAUUGUUUUAUCAUAUAUUCAUAUUGUUUUAUCAUGUAUACAUAUUGUUUUAUCAUGUAUUAAUAUUGUUUCAUCAUGUAUUAAUAUUGUUUUAUAAUGCAUGAAUAUAGUUUUAUCAUAGGAUGUGAUCUUAAGUUCCAAAUCUUUAACAUCAUUCAUUGUUUGAAUCUCUUUUGUUUGUUUAUAUAUUAGAACAUAGUUUUUCUAAAACUGUAAACGUGAUGGCACAUCUGGAAUGUUAACAAAAUAAAAUGAUGUGUGAUAGUGAGAUGCUAUUUUUCCUCAAUCAUUAUAGACAGUAUUCAGACUUGAGAUCCGCUCACUGGAAUUUCUGUGCAUUGACAUCAAUGAAUGAAAGUCCCAGUUGCAAGCACAGAUCUCACGUCAGAUUACAAUCCUAAUGGCUCUGUCUUUCUUUACUCGAAUGUUCAUUUAGAUUUCAAUAAAUAAUCACUCAUUUAUCAACAAGGUUUUACAUUAAUUUGAUUUUUUCUGACAAAAUAAAAGUUUGUUGAAAAUGUAAAAUUGGAAAAGCUUGCAAUUUUAUUUUUUGCCUAUUUAAUUUGUUUUACAUUUAUUGAAAGCAUUAACUUCCCUCAAUGUACUCUGUACAUUUCUUGACGCUUGGACAAAGAACAUUUAUAAAAAAAUAGCUUCUGAAGUUUCAUAAUUGUAUGUUCGUUAAUGGAAAAAUAUGGCAAUUUCCUGAAAAGUUGUGUUCAUCAGACAGCAACGAUAUGUUUGUAAGCCAUCAUGACUCAUGACAACCACUAAACAGGUGUCAGUUUAACCAUUACCUGCUGACCAGUGGUUUCCAUUUGGAGAAGAGGGAAGGAACAAGGGGAGGAACAAACUCCUAAUUUUACAUUUUAGUCAUUUUAGCAGUCACUCUUAUCCAGAGCAAGUAGGGUUAAGUGCCUUGCUCAAGGGCACAUUGACAGAUUUUUCACCUAGUCGGCUCGGGGAUUAGCAGCAGCGACCUUUCGGUUACUGGCACAACGCUCUUAACCACUAAGCUACCUGCAGACCUAAUGACAGAGGAGAGAGAGGGCAGAACAUCCAAUGACAGAGGAAAGGGAGGGCAGAACAUCCAAUGACAGAGGAGAGGGAGGGCAGAACAUCCAAUGACAGCGGAGAGGGAGGGCUGAGGACCCAAUGCUAGAGUAGUUCAUGUUGAUCUAUACACUGAGUUUACAAAAUGUUAGGACCACCUGCUCUCUCCGUGACAGUUAAUUCACCAGAUAUCAAUCAAAUUAAUAUUAAUAUAUCAUAAAACAAUAUUAAUACAUGAUAAAAAUAUAUAUUAUAUAUGAUAAAACAAUAUUAAUAUAUGAUACAAAAUAUUAAUAUAUGAUAAAAUAAUAUUAAUAUAUAAAAUAAAAUAAAUAUUCAUAUAUGAUAAAACAAUUAAUGAAUCUCAGAUAAAGACCUGUUUCAGUUUAUCUGAGAAAAUCUAGACCAGUACAGAUAAUGAAUGUAAAUAAAAAGAGAAAUAUCAGGAGAACAUGUGAUAUAAUUAGAGUUCUCUCUUUGUCAUCAUCCUCUUCUUCAUCUUCUUCUCCUCCUCCUCUUCUUUCUUGGGAGACCCCUCUUUCUCCUUGUUGAAGACCUUCCCAUCGGGCUGCUUUUUCCAUGUCAGUUUGGUGUCUGCAGGUAACCCCUGCUCCUUCAGCUUGUUCCUUAUCUGGAGAAACACGCACAAACACACACACACACACACACACACACACACACACACACACACACACACACACACACACACACACACACACACACACACACACACACACACACACACACACACACACACACACACACACACACACAGAGACAGACAGAUAGAGACUAUAUUAUUCUGUAAUAGUCUUUCUGAAGAUCUACAACUACCAUUCCUUCCUGCUAUACUGACACGUUCUUGACUUCAAUCCUUUGACUCUAUGGGGAGAUGAUGCUUAUAUAUGUCCUAUUUAACACAUGUACACGUGUCUUUUAAUAUGCAUGUGUGAAUUGGAAAUGUGUUUUUUGAAUAUCCCACUCUCCCUGAAACACCCUCGGAGAGUGGGGUCACUGCCAGGAGAGAAGGGUAUCUACAACAGACUAGGACCCAGACCAGAGAGGAGGUCAUCCACAACAGACUAGGACCCAGACCAGAGGAGAUGAUCCACAACAGACUAGGACCGAGACCAGAGAGGGGGUCAUCCACAACAGACUAGGACCCAGACCAGAGGAGAUGAUCCACAACAGACUAGGACCCAGACCAGAGGAGAUGAUCCACAACAGACUAGGACCCAGACCAGAGAGGAGGUCAUCCACAACAGACUAGGACCCAGACCAGAGAGGAGCUCAUCCACAACAGACUAGGACCCGACCAGAGAGGAGGUCAUCCACAACAGACUAGGACCCAGACCAGAGAAGGAGGUCAUCCACAACAGACUAGGACCCAGACCAGGGAGGAGGUCAUCCACAACAGACUAGGACCCAGACCAGGGAGGAGGUCAUCCACAACAGACUAGGACCCAGACCAGAGAGGAGGUCAUCCACAACAGACUAGGACCCAGACCAGAGAGGAGGUCAUCCACAACAGACUAGGACCCAGACCAGAGAGGAGGUAAUCCACAACAGACUAGGACCCAGACCAGGGAGGAGGUCAUCCACAACAGACUAGGACCCAGACCAGAGAGGAGGUCAUCCACAACAGACUAGGACCCAGACCAGAGGAGAUGAUCCACAACAGACUAGGGCCGAGACCAGAGAGGAGGUCAUCCACAACAGACUAGGACCCAGACCAGAGGAGAUGAUCCACAACAGACUAGGACCCAGACCAGAGGAGAUGAUCCAUAACAGACUAAGACCCAGACCAGAGAGGAGGUCAUCCACAACAGACUAGGACCCAGACCAGGAGAAGAGGUCUGUAAUGUUUGUAUCAUUACUGAGUUGGUUCUUCAAGAGCAGGGUGAAACUCACCUCUUGUAAGAUUUCGUCCUGAAAAGAAGGAUCGCUGAGGUUCAGAUUUUGAUCCUUUGGAGUCAUCUUCACUCUCACCACCUGUCUCUUCAGUUGAGGUUUUUCAGGGGUCGGAGAGUCAUUAUUGCAUUUGGUCGGGGUGGCAGUCGUUGUUGUGGAUGUGGUCGGGGUGCAGUCGUUGUUGUGGAUGUGGUCGGGGUGGCAGUCGUUGUUGUGGAUGUGGUCGGGGUGGCAGUAGUGGUUGUGGGUGUGGUCGGGGUGGUAGUCGUUGUUGUGGAUGUGGUCGGGGUCGGGGUGGCAGUAGUGGUUGUGGGUGUGGUCGGGGUGGCAGUCGUUGUUGUGGGUGUGGUCGGGGUGCAGUCGUGGUUGUGGGUGUGGUCUGGGUGGCAGUCGUUGUUUUGGAUGUGGUCGGGGUGGCAGUAGUGGUUGUGGGUGUGGUCGGGGUGGCAGUCGUUGUUGUGGAUGUGGUCGGGGUCGGGGUGGCAGUAGUGGUUGUAGGUGUGGUCUGGGUGGCAGUCAUUGUUGUGGGUGUGGUCGGGGUCGGGGUGGCAGUAUUGGUUGUGGGUGUGGUCGAGGUAGCAGUCGUGGUCAUUAUUUUGGGUGUGGGUGUGGUCGGUGGGGAAGUCGUGGUUGUGGGUGUGGUCGGUGGGGAAGUCAUGGUUGUGGGUGUGGUCGGUGGGGAAGUCUUGGUUGUGGUCGGUGGGGAAGUCGUGGUUUGUGGUGUGGUCGGUGGGUAGUCGUGGUUGUGGGUGUGGUCGGUGGGGAAGUCGUGGUUGUGGGUGUGGUCGGUGGGGAAGUCGUGGUUGUGGGUGUGGUCGGUGGAGAAGUCGUGGUUGUGGGUGUGGUCGGUGGGGAUGUCGUGGUUGUUGGAUGUGGGCAGGGGGAAGUCGUGGUUGUGGGUGAGUCGGUGGGAGUCGUGGUUGUGGGUGUGGUCGGUGGGGAAGUCGUGGUUGUGGUGUGGUCGUGGGGAAGUCGUGGUUUGCGGUGUGGUCGGUGGGGAAGUCGUGGUUGUGGUGUGGUCGUGGGGAAGUCGUGGUUGUGGGUGUGGUCGGUGGGGAAGUCGUGGUUGGCGGUGUGGUCGGUGGGGACGUCGUGGUUGUGGGGUGUGGUCGUGGGGGAAGUCGUGGUUGUGGGUGUGGUCGGUGGGGAAGUCGUGGUUGGUGGGUGUGGUCGGUGGGGUAAGUCGUGGUUGUGGGUGUGGGUCGGUGGGGAAUUGUGGUUGUGGGGUGUGGUCGUGGGGAAGUCGUGGUUGUGGGUGUGGUCGGUGGGGAAGUCGUUGUUGUUGGUGUGGUCGGUGGGGAAGUCGUGGUUGUGGAUGUGGGCAGGGGGGCAGUGUGGUCUCCACAAGCUGGGCCGUAGAAGAGAAUAAAUCUCACAGUGACAGUAGUGAAUCAUGGGGGCAACAUUAGAGUUCUCCUGUCAUCCUAAUAUCAGGUAGAUCAGGUGGAGAAUAUGGUAACUUACUAUAGCAUAUGAAAGGAAGGGUAGGCACAGGGCUUAUUUAUUAAUUUAGUUUGAUCAGAUAAGGAUAUAAACGAAAUAAUGACUCUCCGACCACUGAAAAACAUCAACUGAAGAGACAGGUGGUGAGAGUGAAGAUGACUCCAAACGAUCAAAAUCUGAACCUCAGCGAUCCUGCUGUUCAGGACGAAAUCUUACAAGAGGUGAGUUUCACCCUGUUCAUUAAGAACCAACUCAAU